Penicillium daleae is the source of this 1509-nucleotide messenger RNA. Its product is annotated as putative rhamnogalacturonase. Gene Ontology annotation, molecular function: polygalacturonase activity. Bases 1 to 1509 code for a protein of 502 amino acids. The transcript has 6 exons. Gene Ontology annotation, biological process: carbohydrate metabolic process. The record is from RefSeq and is a predicted model, not a curated record. NCBI's taxonomy places the organism in Eukaryota, Fungi, Ascomycota, Eurotiomycetes, Eurotiales, Aspergillaceae.
AUGCGGCUCUUUGCGCAAUUUAUCACCAUUGGACUGGCCGCUAGCCAACUUAUUGGACCGGUCGGACCUACCACACCACUUAAGAAAAAGACCGUCGAGUGCAAUGUUUUGAAUUAUGGUGCAUUUGCAGACAACUCUACUGAUAUAUCCUUCGCGAUUGAGCAAACAUUCACAGAAUGUGUCCUCAAAUGCCCCGGAAGUCGGUUAAUUAUACCAAAGGGCAAUUAUCUUCUGACCAGAAGUGUCGUUCUCAGUAACGGGAUCAAUUGGGCAUUUCAGUUGGAUGGCUUGAUUACCGCAGCGUAUGAAGGGAAUUGGACCGUUGACCGCAGUUUGAUCCUCGAAGGGUCUGCUGGUACCGAUUUGAUCAAUUCAACGAUCAAUGGAGAAGGCGACGGGAAGUUCUUGCUGGAUGUCCUUGUUAUCGUCAAUGCCAUCGACUUCGAAUUCUAUUCGUUGACGGGAUCGGGCGCUAUCCAGGGACAAGGGUAUCUCUAUCGAAAUGGAAACAAUACUGAGCGUCCGCGCCUGGUUAGACUGAUUUCGCCAACCAACGCCACUAUUCAUGACUUGAUCCUGGUUGACAGUCCGAAAUUUCACCUUGUGCUAGAUUUCGUUUUGAAUGUCGAAGUAUAUCACCUGACGAUACGCGGGGCAAAUUUGGGUAGUUAUGAUGGCAUAGACGCGAUUGGAAGCAAUUACUACAUUCAUGAUAAUGAGGUCACCAAUAGAGACGAAUGUGUCUCGAUCAAAAGCCCAUCACACUUUGCCUUGAUAGAGAAUCUCGUCUGCAAUCAAGCUGGAUCAGGCGUCUCUAUUGGCAGUUUGAAUGUGUCAGCAGAGAUAUCAAAUAUUGUACGAUGCAUACCACGGGUUCUCACGAAAUUCCCUGUGUACUCACUGUUCGAGCAGGAAGCACGGAAUAUAAACAUUAUUCAAGGCAACAACAUCGCGUUCAUAAAGACCUACCCAGGAGGGUCCGGAUAUGUGACAAACGUGACAUUCUCUAACUUCCGCUCUCUGUCUAGUCUCUAUGGCCUUAAUAUCAAUCAGUACUGGCAGAAUACCUUUGUCCCAGACACUGGUUCUGUGUCACUGAGUAACCUUGUGUUCCGCUCCGUUGCCGAUGGCACAAAAAGAGGACCACUCAACCUGAUCGGAAAUGAUUUGACCUUUGUCAUUAAUACCACUAUCGAAGACUUCGCCAUAUGGACUGAAACUGGAAGUGCAAUUGUGAACACAAUCAACAAUGUGUUUGGAUCUGGCGAUGAUAACUACGGUGCGAACGACGGCAUACAAACUCUUAAUGACACUGAGUCGCCAUACACAUAUACCAGCACUUAUACUGUUACGGAAACUCCAAGCAAUUGGCAGGUACCAGGCACUCCGACGUGGGCUGCGCCUAGCACCGGCUAUGGUACUUCGACGCCCAUUCCGGUCUACGAACCUGCUCCACUUUGGCGUCCAGGCUCUGUCGACUAUGAACUACAUUAUUGGGGUUCAUUUUAG